GCUCUUCUCCUCAGUUUGCUGCCGAAGCUGCCAGGGUGCAGCCGAAAGCCACGAUGGCCUCGUACACUGCUUACAGUGGCUACAGUAAACCCCCACAGUCUUAUGCGGGCUCUUACUAUGACGAGAAACAGGCCAAGGCCUACACAGAUUAUCAAGACUCUGUGUACGAGGAGAAACAGAGGCGCGACAAGAAGGACCGCAGUGACGCCAUUUGUUGCGAGGUGGUGGCGCUGGUCAUCGGAUUCAUUGGACUGAUCGGAGUGGCGGCCGUGACGGGCCUGCCGAUGUGGAAGGUGACGGCCUUCAUCGAGGAGAACAUCAUUGUCAUGGAGACCCGCUGGGAGGGACUAUGGAUGAACUGCUACAGACAGGCCAACAUCCGAAUGCAAUGCAAGGUGUACGACUCCCUACUGUUUCUGCCCCCCGACCUCCAGGCCGCUCGAGGCCUGAUGUGCAGCUCCGUGGCCCUCGCCGCCAUCGCCCUCAUCGUUUCAGCAGUGGGGAUGAAGUGUACCAAAGUGGUGGACCACCGGGCUCGCACCAAGCACAUCGUUCUCGUGGCCGGAGGCUGCCUGUUCCUCAUGGCCUGUGUCACUACCCUGAUCCCUGUGUCCUGGACCGGCCACGUCAUCAUCAGGGAUUUCUACAACCCGCUGCUGAUCGACGCGCAGCGCCGGGAGCUCGGGGAGGCUCUGUACAUCGGCUGGGUGACCUCGGCUGUGCUUUUCACUGCCGGGGUGAUCCUGCUGUGCCGCCACGCUCCCCGCACCCAGGAAUCCGAUGAGAGGAUUGCGUACAACCCCGGGGACAGUAUGUACCAACCUUCUUACCUGUACCAGCCAUACACCUACCAGCCGGCCUACACCUACCAGCCGGCCUACUCCGCACCACCGCCAGGAUCUGUAGCAUACACACCAAGUCAGUACUAGAGGAAUCAAACACAGAGACUAUUUUGAUUUAUUGCAAUUGAGAAUAAACUGACAAACUGGAGGAGAGGCUGUCCCUGGAAAUGGCCGGAUCUUUCAUUCCUUUCUCAAAAAGGGCCGCGUGUGAUUUGAUCAUGAUGAACUGUGUUGAAUUUUUGCAUUCUUUGUUUCCAUGUGAUUGAUUUUCACUAAAUUAUAUCAGUUAAUGAGGCGCAACAUUUUUAUUUAAAAAAUCUGUAACAAUAUAAUCUGUUGUGUCAUCUUUACAGCCUCUGCUGACAUGCUCUUUGAGAACAAACUAUGCACUAAGCCUUUUUCAGAUACAAUACCUCCAAAUGAGUUUUUGUUGUGAAUGUACAUACUUGUUGGCCGAAAAAUAUAUGGUCAACUGUGGUUUACAAUAAAGGGAUAAUGUUCAGAAAACUGA
Hippoglossus stenolepis (Pacific halibut) is the source of this 1353-nucleotide messenger RNA. Its product is annotated as claudin-8. Lineage: Eukaryota; Metazoa; Chordata; Actinopteri; Pleuronectiformes; Pleuronectidae. Gene Ontology annotation, molecular function: structural molecule activity. The coding region runs from base 54 to 929 and encodes 291 amino acids. The record is from RefSeq and is a predicted model, not a curated record. Gene Ontology annotation, cellular component: plasma membrane; bicellular tight junction. Gene Ontology annotation, biological process: cell adhesion; bicellular tight junction assembly. The transcript has a single exon.